Paramecium sonneborni is the source of this 1083-nucleotide messenger RNA. The record is from the annotation of a GenBank genome assembly. NCBI's taxonomy places the organism in Eukaryota, Ciliophora, Oligohymenophorea, Peniculida, Parameciidae.
AUGUGCACUCAUCUAAAUUUCUCAAACAACAAUAAUGUUAUGAUGUAUCUCAAAUUAAGAGAAGAAGGAUGCCAAAAGGAUACUGCUAGAAAAUUUUGUCGAAAAUAGUUCUGUCAAGUAGUCUAAUAUUAUAUUAGAUCGAUUAAACAUAAUCAACUAUUGGACCUCCUGGACAUAAAAUACUUAAAAUACAACCAGAUCGAUUACUUGGUCAAAAAGGAUGGUAGCCUGGUUUUCUAAUGAAAUAUGAUUUAGGUGUUGGUUAUAAAGAUUCUGCUGGUAAUAUUUAUAAUUGAUACAGAUCUCAACGAAAAAUUUACUACCGCUGAAUUAGCCAUACUUAAAUAAUACAAAUAAUAUGAAAAAAAAAAGAAUGCUGCACUUUUACAAAAAAUGCUUGCAGUUAAAAGUUAUGCUGAUUCACUUAGACCUCCAAAAUUAGAUGUCUUUAGUUAGAGUUAUCUCUAAAGAGUAAAAUAAAUUUCUUAAGAAUUAAGGGAAGGUUAAUCUAAACCUAAAAAAUAUUUUGAAUUUGGAGAUAUGAAAUUCUAUGCACUUGUUGAUUAUAUUAAUAGAUUAGGAUAAAAUAAAGAUACAAUAAAUCUUAAAUUUGAUCCAAUCUUAUUAGAAGAAAUCAAAUUUUAAACUGAAAAUACAUAAAAAAUUAAUACUGGUAGAGUAUUUCGUAGAAUGGGAACCAUAAGUAACAUUGAAAGAGAAGCAAAUUUUAUUAUGGCUUUAUAGUAAUAAACUCCAUUAGGAGAAGAUAUGGAAAAAGCAAAAUAAAAACCAGAAGUAGUUUCACUUUUAAAACUUAAUCAUCAAAAAAUUGAUCUUGCAGAAGAAUUCAAUUCAACUUAAUAUUUAUUUACUCCAACAAAUUCUUAAACUUUAUAACCAUCUUUAAUUAAUGAUGAUGCUGCCAAAACCUUUGUAAAAUAGUUUUAUUAGAAAUAAUUUGAUCAAAAACUCAAUGCUAUAUCCUCAUUUAAUGGAAAUAUUAGAGUCAGAACUUAAACUAAUAGUGAAUUUAAAAAAACACCUAGACAACCUACAAACAAGGUUAAAACAUCAAGUAUAUGA